Olea europaea var. sylvestris is the source of this 1403-nucleotide messenger RNA. RefSeq names its product MADS-box transcription factor 23-like. Bases 253 to 969 code for a protein of 238 amino acids. Lineage: Eukaryota; Viridiplantae; Streptophyta; Magnoliopsida; Lamiales; Oleaceae. Gene Ontology annotation, cellular component: nucleus. Gene Ontology annotation, molecular function: protein dimerization activity; DNA-binding transcription factor activity, RNA polymerase II-specific; RNA polymerase II cis-regulatory region sequence-specific DNA binding. Gene Ontology annotation, biological process: positive regulation of transcription by RNA polymerase II. The transcript has 9 exons. The record is from RefSeq and is a predicted model, not a curated record.
GUUGUCGGCUCUUUUCCGUAACUGAGGAAGCCAUAAGUUUUCCGCCACGUGUCAACCCACUCCAAAACCAGAAAAACCACUAGCUGUUUUUGCAGAAGCGGUUUUGCAGUUCUACCUCCCACUUGUAGUCAUACUUUCCUUAUAUAGCAGUAUUCCGAAACUUCGGUAGCAACGACAGCUUUUGUACUACAUGUACACCUUCCAACGAGAGAGAGAGAGAGCGAGAAAAGUUAGUUGUUCGAGGGAAUAAUAAUGGGGAGAGGGAAGAUAGUGAUAAGGAGGAUCGAUAAUUCGACGAGUCGGCAAGUGACAUUUUCGAAGAGGAGAAAUGGGCUGUUGAAGAAGGCUAAGGAGCUUGCGAUCUUGUGCGAUGCCGAGGUCGGGGUCAUCAUCUUCUCCAGUACUGCCAAACUCUAUGAUUUUUCCAGCACCAGCAUGAAGUCAGUCAUUGAACGAUACAAGAAAGCCACCGAGGAGCAGCAACAAUUGAGCAGUUCAACUUCGGAAGUCAAGUUUUGGCAAAGGGAAGCUGCUGUGUUGAGCCAACAGCUGCAAAACUUGCAAGAGAAUCAACGUCAAUUGAUGGGACAAGAUCUUUCUAAGUUAAGUAUCAAAGAUCUACAGAACCUUGAGAACCAGCUGGAGACGAGUCUCCGAGGUGUCCGUAUGAGAAAGGACCAAGUUUUAAUUUCGGAGAUAGAAGAACUGAGUCAAAAGAGAAACCUCAUCCACCAAGAAAAUGUGGAACUGUGCAAGAAGUUAAACCUCAUUCAACAAGAAAACAUGGCAUUGUAUAAUAAGGUUUAUGGAACUAAGGAUGUGACUGGAACAAACAGUAAUGCACUUCGUACUAAUAGUUUAAGCAUCAGAGACGACCCACACGAACCUGUUUGUCUCCAGCUUUGCCAGCCACAACAGCAGAACCUGGAGACACCAAUUACAUCAUUGGGCAGGCUAGAAAUGCAAUAACAAAGAGAGGCAGACUAUUCAAAGGUGUGAAGUAAUCUGUUAAUGGUGAAAGGCACCAUUGUUACAGCUUUUCGUUAAAUGCUAAAAGUGGUAUAAGAACCACAGCUAUUCAGGAAAAAAUGCUUAAUAUUUGGCAUUGCCCAGUUGCCGAAUUCAUUAUAUGAGGUAAAUCUAACUAGAUACAGCUUUCUAGGUCAUUGUGAUAAUAAAUAAAAGAAUAUGUUUGGCACUGCAUGUCUCAUAUCUUACUGGAUGUUCCAAUACUUAUUUAUCUAUUUAAACUCCGGGUUUGAUUUGAUGAGUUUGCUUGGAAGAACUACGUACACAGAAAUAUACUACUACCAGAUACUAGAUAAAAAUAAAUGCCAGUCAAGAGCAAUGUCAUAACAGAAAAUAUGAUUCAAAAGUGAAGCAAUUCAUAUAGUUUCUAAAGA